Pomacea canaliculata is the source of this 2886-nucleotide messenger RNA. RefSeq lists its product as uncharacterized. The transcript is spliced from 11 exons. Bases 16 to 2628 code for a protein of 870 amino acids. The record is from RefSeq and is a predicted model, not a curated record. Gene Ontology annotation, biological process: N-acetylglucosamine metabolic process; sulfur compound metabolic process. Gene Ontology annotation, molecular function: N-acetylglucosamine 6-O-sulfotransferase activity. NCBI's taxonomy places the organism in Eukaryota, Metazoa, Mollusca, Gastropoda, Architaenioglossa, Ampullariidae.
UAGGUAUUCUAUAGAAUGCCGGUUUUUGAUACAUUGCAGGCAACAUAUACAUAUAAAGUGUAUAGUAUGCAACAGGAUUGUCAUCAACACGAAGAAUCGUGUGACGUGGUGUGGAGGUCACCAAAAGUCAUGCGCUUUCGAGUUCGUUUUAUUCUAAACCUGAUAGUCUUCCUUGCCCUGCUGUCUUUGUUUGUUGUCAUUUUGUACCAAAAUGGGUCGGCCGACACAGUAGAUUUGUCAGCUCUGCGCAGUGUUGAGAGGUACCGAGUCCCACCCACCAGUACCGUCAACAGUACCAUCAACAUCAGCAGCAGCAUAGGCAGCAAGAUCAGCAGCAACAUCAGCAGCAACAUCAGCAGCAACAUCAGCAGCAAGAUCAGCGUCAACGCGAUAACUUUUGAGGACGUACCGGGCGGAAGUGACGCUGACGUCAGACUGAUCAUUCUCACCUACAUGAGGAGCGGCUCGACCUUCGUGGGCGAGUUGUUUAACAUCCACAAAGAAGUCUUUUACCUCUACGAGCCGUUGUGGUCUAUCCAGAAACACUACUUCAGCGGCGAGCCGGUAUUUUUCUUUGAUAAGGACUCCAGAGUUCCAAAUACUAAGGACUUCUUUGGUGAAGAUUCCAUGAGCGUGGAUAUAACUGGUGCAUUUCUCAACUGCAGCUUUCGCAGCAUCGACCCACGAACUUUGACCCAGUGGACCUUGCAGAAAAGCCUGACUACUGGGUCUUACUUAAGGUGCAAAGCUAAUUCUCCGGGGAUGUUCGGGAUCCUUCGCUGUUUGCCUAUUUUGCGGAGGACAUGCGUGAACGCACGAGUGACCAGCCGUGAAGACGAUCCGCUUCAGCCUGAAACAGGCAGAAAAACUCAUGAAAGUAGAUCCCAAGGUAAAGGUCAUUCACCUACUGCGGGAAUGUACCCAGGACGACUGCUGACGGUGAGGUACGAAGAUGUGGCCUGGGAACCCGUCACCUCGGCCACCAGACUCCUGGCCUUCGCGGGCCUUGAGCUGGAUGAAGAGCUGCGGCAGAAGGUGUGGAACAUGACGUCAGCAGGACUCAAGGACGACUGCGUCAUCUGCGCCACUCGCAACAACUCGCGCGCCACUGCUGCCGCCUGGCGGCUGAAACGUGACUUUGACUUCUUCUCGAAGGUGGACGCCAGCUGUGUGGAGAUCUACAAGCUCCUGGGCUAUCUCCCCUUGGCGACAGAAGCCCACCUGAGGAACCUGAGCGUUCCCUUUUACCUGGAGAGUGAGAAGACAGUCAGAGUUGUUCAUUUUGUAUCGACCGAUCUGCCACAAGCCGUUUUGGAGUCGUGUGAAGUAGUCAGGUCACCAAAGGUCAUGCGCUUGCAACUUCGUUUUCUUCUGAGACUGUUCCUCUUCCUUGCACUGUUGUCUUUGCUGUUUGUCCUUCUGUACAACAAUGCUGUAUUGAAUAAAUACUUCAAGAAGAAACUCUUGCUGCUUGGAAACAUGUCAGGGUCGGCGGACACAAAAGAAUUGUCAGCUCUGGAACCUGUCAAUGUUGUGAGGAACCAAGUUCCACCCAUCUGUGCCUCCAACAGCACCAGCAAUACCAUCAACAGCAGCGACAGCGUCAACGCAAUAACGUUUGAGGACGUACCUGGACAAAGUAAAGCUGACGUCAGACUGGUCAUUCUCACCUACAUGAGGAGCGGCUCAACAUUCGUGAGCGAGUUCUUUAACAUCCACAAACAAGUCUUUUUCUCCUUUGAACCGGAGUGGUCUAUCCAGAAACGCUACCUCAGCGACGAACGGGUAUUUUUCUUUGACAAGGACUCCAGAGUUCCAAAUACUAAGGACUUCUUUGGUGAAGAUUCCAUGAGCGUGGACAUCGUCAGAUCUUUUCUCAACUGUACCUUCCUUAGCAUUGACCCACAAACUUUGACCCAGUGGACCUUGAACAAAAGCCUGACUACGAGGUCUUACUUAAGGUGCAAAGCCUACUUUCCGGGAAUGUUCGGGAUCCUUCGCUGUCUUCCUAUCUUGCGGCGGACAUGCCUGGCUGCCCGAGUGAUUGUCGUAAAAACGAUCUGCUUCGGCAUGAAACAGGCAGAAAAACUCAUGAAAGCAGAUCCCAAGGUAAAGAUCAUUCAUCUCCUGCGCGAUCCGCGAGCCACCUUGAGCUCGCGUGUGGCGGCGAGAGAGCUUGCGUUGAAAAAUAUGGACAGCUUCUCGAAAGACUUUUGCAAGCGCAUCCUUCAGGAUCUUAAUGACACGCAGCGCAUGAAGGGGAUGUACCCAGGACGGUUGCUGACGGUGAGGUACGAAGAUGUGGCCUGGGAACCCGUCACCUCGGCCACCAGACUCCUGGCCUUCGCGGGCCUUCACCUGGAUGAAGAGCUGCGGCAAACGGUGUGGAACAUGACGUCAGCAGGACUCAAGGACGACUGUAGCUUUUGCACCACUCGCAACAACUCGCGCGCCACUGCUGCCGCCUGGCGGCUGAAACGCGACCUUGACUUCUUCUCGAAGGUGGACGCCAGCUGUGUGGAGAUCUACAAACUCUUGGGCUAUCUCCCCUUGGCGACAGAAGCCCACCUGAGGAACCUGAGCGUUCCCUUUUACCUGGACAGUGAGCAGGUGCGCGGUUUGUGGUAGUCGACAGGUGUUAAUAGGCUGCUCUUAGUUUUUUCAUGAAACGAUAAUAGGUCGUUGCUACGAGAAACAUCGGGAACUCGAGGUCAAGGGUCCAUUUUUGUGGAGUAACGAAUACCGUGAAGCAUGUGAUGUUUAUGUGGACCAGAUGGCCUCCCCAAACUGAAUAAAUUAUUAUUAUAUAUCUCUCUCUCGCACAAACCACACAAUCCCCACAUGUUUGCUCAUAAUACAUUACUUAUAAAUAAAGAUAUAGACCAA